GGCAUUUGGUCUCUUUUAUCACUCAACCGCCAGUCUUUCUUUGAUCGUUCGUCUGCCAUCUCAACCUUGCAGGCCCUUUCGAUACCUUCCAAAUCAGCCAGAGAAUCAGGCAGAACUAUCUUUCAACGCGCCCGAACAAACCCUCGUUUGCAAUUUGAAUACCCUGGCAGCUGUCACUUUGCGGGGGUGUCAAGUUUCCAACUUAGCGACAUUCGGUCAAACCGGCUCUGAGAUUUGGGAUACCUCCCUGCCGCAACUGGGAUUGUCUCUAGGGAGGAUGAUUGCUCGAAUCUGAAAACAACAAUCAUUCUUCCUUGCUGUGCAUCCGCAGAUGCGGUGACACGACAUUCGUUUCUUCCUCCGAGCGUACCUUCUGCUCUUGAGCAAUUCCACUCGCUUCGUCCUUUCGGCUUUCUGUCACCAUGGCCGCCAACGACUAUUACCGUGAUGCAUAUAUGGCGCAGUCUUCUCAGCCUUCGAGACCUCAUUAUAACGAUCGACCCACGUCGCAUCUUGCCUACGCAUAUAAUCCUGCAACCAGUUCUUCCAGCCUCGAUCAAUCACGGCCUCCGAAUACAUACUCUCAUCAACAAAGACCCGACUACGACGUUAAUGAUUCCUCACGUCCCUUACCACAGUAUUCAGAGUCCAUACCGCUGAAACAACAAUCGAGUCUUAAUACAGCCCCCGACGACUGGCGGAAACAACCGACCAAUUACCCUCCCUCGCCAGAGUCGCAGAACCCUCAAUUGCUACCAAAGCCGGAAAGAAAAACGAAGAAGAAAUGGUUUUCUGGCAAAGUCCCAUGGGUGGUCUACACGCUCAGCCUGAUUCAGCUCACCGUUUUCAUCGUUGAAAUAAUCAAGAAUUCAAUAAUAACAGGUUCUCCCAUCAUGAUACAUCCACAAUUCAAUCCUAUGAUCGGUCCCUCAACCUACGUUCAAAUCAACAUGGGUGCGCGCUUCGUCCCCUGCAUGCGUGUCGUUCCCGCAGUCCAAGAUGCCUCAACACCGGUCAAUUGGCCGUGUCCCAAUACCACCACCUCCGACGCCAACUCGCCCAGCAAUCACUGCGAUCUUAGCGAGCUAUGCGGGUUUUCUGGAUUUAACGACGACCAUCCAAAUCAGUGGUUUCGAUUCAUCGUCCCCAUGUUCUUACACGCGGGCAUUAUUCACAUUGCGUUCAACCUCCUGUUGCAACUCACAAUGGGUCGGGACAUGGAGAAGGCGAUCGGCAGUAUUCGAUUUGCCAUUGUCUAUUUCAGUUCUGGAAUUUUUGGAUUCGUCCUCGGCGGGAAUUUUGCAGCCACGGCAAUCGCCUCGACAGGAUGCUCGGGAUGCCUCUUCGGCAUUCUGGCACUGGUUCUGCUCGAUUUGAUCUACGCGUGGAACGAACGACCCAGUCGAGUUAAAGACCUAAUGUGGAUUCUGGUCGAUAUCAUUAUUUCCUUCGUACUUGGCUUGUUGCCGGGUCUGGAUAAUUUUUCUCACAUUGGCGGCUUCUUGAUGGGUCUUGCAACGGGCUUGUGUUUAUUACAUUCUCCUAAUAUCCUUCGACAACGCACUGGCGAGACUCCCGGCCCGUAUCGAAAUGUCGGAUCCGAGCCCGAUAUCACCAAUCCAAAGCGCCCGAUGCUGGAGACACCGGCUGCGACCGCGACGCCCGCAGACGUCGCGGCAUUUGCAAAGGAGCCUCUUGGCUUCUUCAAGGGCCGCAAGCCGCUGUGGUGGGGUUGGUGGUUGUUGCGGGUGGGUGCCUUGAUUGGCGUUCUGGUGGCUUUUGUGGUGUUGUUGAACAAUUUCUACAAAUAUCACAGUACCUGCUCGUGGUGCAAGUAUUUGAGUUGUUUGCCGAUUAAUAAUUGGUGCAGUAUUGGGAACUUGACUCUGAGCGAUCCUGGGUCAAACGGAACGAGCAGUUCGAAGAGGAGUUUACUGUUGGAAGCCGGCGUCGUAAUGGCAAGAGAUCUGUUUGACAUUGAUGCAUGGACAUGAAAAGGCUCCAGAGGCAGAACCUUGAUCUGGAGGUCUAGAACAGACAUAAAGCUCCUGCUUCGCAGACUGUUGGAUACUACAUACCUAUAGAUACAAUGGUAUUCAUGAACCACCCAAGUACGUAUUCUCAGUUGCUUCGGGCAUUGGAUCUGGGACCAUGAGCAAGUACGGCAAAGAAAGCAGCCAAGGAUGAAUGAGCUUGUGGGAAGCAUACGAAUAUUUAUCUAAUUACUCCGUCGUGUGAAAUGG
Messenger RNA from Exophiala xenobiotica, 2243 nucleotides. RefSeq lists its product as uncharacterized. Gene Ontology annotation, molecular function: serine-type endopeptidase activity. Bases 423 to 1994 code for a protein of 523 amino acids. The record is from RefSeq and is a predicted model, not a curated record. Gene Ontology annotation, biological process: proteolysis. Lineage: Eukaryota; Fungi; Ascomycota; Eurotiomycetes; Chaetothyriales; Herpotrichiellaceae. The transcript has 2 exons. Gene Ontology annotation, cellular component: membrane.